UUUGCGGAGAAGACGAGAACAUUUUUCUCGCUUAUUACAUCACCGCUACAAGCACGGAGGAUUCGCUCGUGCCAUCAUUCAGUCGCGCGUACUCGAAGCCGCAGGGAUCACCGCGGGAUGUCGUCCUUCGUGUUGCAGAGGAGAUGGUGCGAUCUUUUGUGCCUGCUGUGCUACCUGAUCGCGGCCGCCGCCGACGAUAUCAGGCCCUACCAGUUCUCCUUCAACAUCGUCGAUUUUCAACACAGAUUUGAGAAGAAAGACGCCGAUGGGAUCAUUACCGGGGAAUACGGCUUUAUCACGGCCGAUGGUGUUUAUCACGAGACUGGCUACAAGACCGACAAGAAUGGGGAUUUUAUUAUCACGAGACAGAGGAGCCGGAAAAUAACGAGUUUGAAGGACGCGCAAGAGAUAUUCAAGGAUAGGCCGGAAGCGGCGAAGAAAUUAAUCGAAGCCGUGAUGAGGGCCUGCGGCGGCUGUAAAAUACCAAUAAAGCAAGAGGACGAUCGGCCGAAACCAAAGCCAGCCACGGAAAUACCGCCGCAGAGAAAGGAGCCGAUAUUGAAGCGGAUGAAGAUAUUAUCAGCUAACUUGCCUGCCAAGAAUAUCUCAGAGGAGAAAAACAAGAUUAUCAAGAAGGAAGAUGUCACUAAAAGCAUGGUACGGAAUGCGAAGAAGUUGCUGUCCGAAGAAGAUAAAGUGAACGAUGAUUUGUACUAUCAGUUUAACUAUACGAUAACGUCGCACGGCCAUCACGAGGACGGUUAUCGCAACGGAAGGAAGGAUGGUAGCUAUCGAUCUCAAAACGAAAACGGUACCGACACGCAGGUGAGGUAUCUGUCCAACGAAUUCGGGCACCAGCCCAACAUCACGUUGAUUCCGCAGACGAACGCGGCUAACAAAGAGUCCGCUCUCAAAGGAUACUCGUUUCGUUGGUACUGGUUGUAAACUUGCGAUUUUCCGUAAUGCCGAUUUUACUCUAAUCAAGAAUUAUUACAGAAUAUAUGCUAACACUUAUUUAAGUAACGUAUGCCAAGUCUAGAGAUUUGCAAUUUUCGAUUUUUUAAAGUUUAUCAUCGUUAAAAACGAAAUAAUUUACUACGCUUUAAACAAAAAAAAAUAAACAAUUUGGUGGGAGAAAAAUAAUUUGCUAUAAAAUACAAAUAUAUAUUUUAAUAUUCUCCUUUAAAAUAAUUUCUUUUUGAAAAUGUAACGUCGUUCAUUGUUUUUCAAUUAUCUCCUGGACGUGGCCUUUUUUAUAUGCACUUAUAAAAAUAUAAUUUAGAUUAAGUUACAUUUGAGAUAAAUGACAAAAAUAUUAUAAUAAAUUUUUUUUUUAAUUUA
Messenger RNA from Solenopsis invicta (red fire ant), 1341 nucleotides. It is a transcript of the gene l(3)mbn, whose product is annotated as protein lethal(3)malignant blood neoplasm 1. The record is from RefSeq and is a predicted model, not a curated record. Lineage: Eukaryota; Metazoa; Arthropoda; Insecta; Hymenoptera; Formicidae. Gene Ontology annotation, molecular function: structural constituent of chitin-based larval cuticle. The transcript is spliced from 5 exons. The coding region runs from base 118 to 945 and encodes 275 amino acids. Gene Ontology annotation, cellular component: chitin-based extracellular matrix.